AACUUUUUGGCCGCACAAUUCGUAUUUCAUUGAACGAAACUUUGAAGCCCUAGCUCCACUUCAGUUAUAGGAAACCGCCAUUCUAUCAUCUCCCGCCGUCCCGCAUGCUCGCGUUCGGGUAUUUUCAAAUCGCUGCACCCCCCUCACAGUUCGAGGAGCUGCGAAUGCUGAAGAAGGAAAGCUGGAGCCUGGAGGCGAGGAAGCUGAAAUGAAGAUUGUAACUUACAAUGUGAACGGCUUGCGGCAGCGCGUCUCCCAGCAUGGCUCUCUUCUCAAUCUGCUCAAUUCCCUCGACGCUGACAUCAUCUGCUUCCAGAGAUUUUUUUUGAUAGGAGACAAAAUUACAAAGACAAGAUUUGUCGGUGGAUGUUACUAUGGCAGAGGGCUAUGAGGCUUUUUUUUCUUGCACUCGCACAUCUAGCAAAGGACGCCUUGGUUAUUCUGGUGUUGCAACAUUUUGCCGGGUUAGCUCAGCAUUUUCCACAAAAGAGGUGGCAUUACCUGUUGCAGCUGAGGAAGGUUUCACUGGCCUUCUUGAAUCUUCAAAAAUGCAGGAUACUGUUGUAAGCGAUCUCUAUAUUGAGAAGAAUUUGCAUGCGGAGGGUUUUGAACACGUGACAAAAGAGAAUCUAUUAAAGGUUGAUAGUGAGGGACGAUGCAUCAUCACUGAUCAUGGCCAUUUUGUUCUUUUUAAUCUAUAUGGUCCUCGAGCUGAUGGUGAUGAUAAGGAAAGAACCAAUUUCAAAUUUCUGUUCUAUAAGCUGUUACAGAGAAGAUGGGAAUCCCUUCUGACCCAUGGGAGGAGAGUUGUUGUUGUUGGUGACCUUAACAUAGCCCCUUCUGCUAUAGAUAGAUGCGAUGCAGAGCCAGAAUUUGAGAAAAAUGUGUUCAGGACAUGGUUAAGGUCCAUGCUAAGAGAAUGUGGCGGCCCUUUUGUUGAUGUUUUCAGAUCAAAGCACCCUUGCAGAGAAGGAGCGUACACCUGUUUUUCUCCAUGUAUUGGUGCUGAAGAAUUCAACUAUGGUUCACGAAUUGACCAUAUUCUUACUGCUGGGCCUUGUCUACAUGAAAAUCAUGUCUCAGAGAAGCUUAGCUUAUUUGAUUGCCAUGUUGGUGAAAGUGACAUUAUGAUUCAAUUCCUACGGGGAAACUUUGAUGGAAGACCCAAGUGGCUAGGGGGAAGGAGCAUAAAAUUGGAAGGUUCAGAUCAUGUCCCUGUGUACAUUAUCUUAAAUGACAUACCUAAUCUUCUUGAGCAUAGCACUCCACCUUUAGCUGUGAGAUAUAUUCCAGAGGUCCGUGGUUGGCAACAAACUAUUGUUCCAUUCUUGAGGAAAAGGCAGCUUCCUGAUGCCAACGAGCAUUCUGUUCUGCCGGAGAUUCUAAUUGAUGAUAAUGUUGCGUCAGAAAAUGGUUGUGAAGGUUCAGUUGAAAGCCUGGACAAUAGAAUGUCUUUGAAGUGUGGGAAACUAUCAAUUUCGACCCGCUUUUCUUUAGACCAAGAUCACAAAAUCAGUGAAGACAUCAGUACUGAAUGUAGCAAGCCUAGUGCUUCUGCAUUGGAUCUGAAGAGAAAUACUUUUUUACAUAAAAUUAAAGUACCAGUGAAAAAGGUUAAGUGUACUGCAUAUUCUCAGCUUACUUUGCGUUCAUAUUUCAAGAAAUCAAAGCCUAACUCUGAUUGUGACGUAGAAAAAACAAACGCUGAUGAAUUGCUUGAUCUAUAUGAUAAUGGAAAGAAUAGUGAUAAUCUUCUCUGUGGAACAGACCUAAUAGCUGCUAAAAGUUCUUUGUCUGAUCUUGAAGACCAAUGUGGGGUUGAGAUUUCCUGCAAGAGCCUUUAUCCUCAAGAUCAGGCUGAUACGUGCUCUUCUUCUUGCUCAAAAACUGAAAACAGAAAUAUGGCAUUGUUGGAGUGGCAAAGAAUUCAACAGAAAAUGAGGAUGACCAUACCGCUUUGCAAGGGCCAUGGUGAACCCUGUGUGGCAAGGUCUGUGAAGAAAGGUGGUCCAAAUGUCGGGCGGAGAUUCUACGUAUGUGCACGUGCCCAGGGUCCUGCAGCUAAUCCAGAAGCAAACUGUGGUCACUUUGAAUGGGCUAGUAAAAGGUCUGAAUGUAGGAAUUGAUGUGAUAAUUCUAUGGAAAUUUUAUCCCUUCAUGGUAUGUAUAGCUACCUAUUCAAGGCCUUUAAUGUCCUUUUUGGCUUUGCCGGCCUGAUGAUGGUUAGAGGAUUCAUUAUGAAAUACAUUGUGUUAUAUGUUUAAUCUCCAUUCGAAAUUAUAGCUCCUUGAUCUUGUACUAAA
This is a messenger RNA of Dendrobium catenatum, 2303 nucleotides long. Its product is annotated as DNA-(apurinic or apyrimidinic site) lyase 2. Gene Ontology annotation, biological process: base-excision repair. NCBI's taxonomy places the organism in Eukaryota, Viridiplantae, Streptophyta, Magnoliopsida, Asparagales, Orchidaceae. The transcript is spliced from 10 exons. Gene Ontology annotation, cellular component: nucleus. Gene Ontology annotation, molecular function: phosphoric diester hydrolase activity; double-stranded DNA 3'-5' DNA exonuclease activity; zinc ion binding. The record is from RefSeq and is a predicted model, not a curated record. Bases 375 to 2126 code for a protein of 583 amino acids.